Molecule: messenger RNA, 1089 nt
Organism: Hibiscus syriacus
Lineage: Eukaryota; Viridiplantae; Streptophyta; Magnoliopsida; Malvales; Malvaceae
Product: anther-specific proline-rich protein APG-like
Exons: 5
Coding region: 1-1089 (362 amino acids)
Cellular component (GO): plasma membrane
Molecular function (GO): protein binding
Source: RefSeq, a predicted model, not a curated record
AUGUGUAUUACGUAUUGUUUUUGUGUUUGUCCGUCAUCGCCUCCGCCAUCCGACAUUAACCCAUGGCAGUCGCCACCGCCAUCGCCGUUGUCACUAUCAUCACCAUCGUCACCGUUGUCGUCACCACCGUUAUCGCCUUCGCCACCAGUGUCGUCACCGCUGCCACCACCGCCGUCGCCGUUGUCACCAUUGUCACCAUCAUCACCGUUGUCGUCAUCACCACCAUCGUCACCGCCGUUAUCGCCUUUUCCACUAGUGUCGUCGCCACCGCCACCAGUGAUUAAACCAAACCCACAGCCUCAAAAUCCGUCAACAAUGGUUAAACCAAAUCCGUCCAUAGCACCAUCACCAUCGGUGACUAAACCAAACCCACAACCGCAAAAUCCACCAACAAUGGUUAAACCAAAUCCAUCCAUUGAAGCACCACCACCAACAAUUGUGUACCUGGAUCUGAGUGGCAACAAUUUUGGAGGACAAAUUCCAGGAUUCCUAGGUUCUUUGCACAACCUCUCUAAUUCUGGAUUUGAGGGAUCAAUCCCGCCUCAAUUUGGAAACCUUACAAGCCUGCAAGAGUCUUCAAUGACUUACCAAUCUUACAAAGCUGAAAUUCCUUUCUUUGAGUGGCAUAACUCUCAGCAAAGCCUCCGAUUGGUUUCACUUGAUCUUAGUUAUAACAGUUUCCAGGGUUAUCUCCCUGAUGGUCUAAGAAACAUGACCUCUCUUACAUAUCUCGGUUUUUCGAGGAACCGAUUCAAUUCAUCGAUACCCGACUGGUUGUACAGUUUGAACCGAUUCAAUUCAUUUGCAGACUGGGUGAAAUCAAAUAUGCACCCUCUUGUUGUGAAAGAGCAUACAAUGGUCUCGAAGGGUGUUUUAAUAGGCUAUCUUCUGUUGAUGUUUCUGAGUAUUUCGGCUCUCAACAAUGGUGUCUCGGGAGCAAAGUUUCUAAGAGAGAAGCUUGAAGAUGAUCAAGCGGAGACUGCUCAGAGGAGAUGGAAGUAUGAGAACGUGGAUAAUGGGACAGUUAGGUUUUUUGCAACAGUUGACAGACAAGUGCCCUCUUGCCCUGAUCCAUUACACAACAAGUAG